AUGGCAGAAUCAUCACGGAGAAUGAAAAGUAAAGAAUCAAAGGCGACAAAGAAGACAAAGUUGAGAUAUGUACGUGAUGAAGAAGAGUCUGAUGAUGAUCGUCUUGACUUAGGAUUGUUGGAUGUUGAACCAGAUAACUUCAAUCCUACAUCUAACUUGUGUGACGACCCUUUUCUUAACAUUUUAUGUGAUGAUAAAAUGUUAAAGAAUAAUCAGUUUGAAGGGGACGAUGAAGCUGAUGUUGCUGAUGUUGAAGACAUUCACCAGGAAGAGCUUGAGCAUGAACACCUUGAAGAUGAAAAUGGCUUGGAAGUGGGUGUCGAGUUCAGGGUGCACGAUCCUACCGUCAAGUGGAACCAAAUGAAGCCUACAGUUGCAAAACACUACAUUAAGGACAUAAUUAGGAAGCCCAAAAUGACACUACCUGAGAUGAUGGAGGAUGUCCUUACAAAAUAUUCAGUGAAAGUGUCAAAGGGGCAAUGUCAUAGAGCAAGGGUAAGGGCAAGGGAGAUGAUAGAAGGUAAACUGGAGGAACACUAUGCUAAGAUAUGGGAUUAUGCCAACGAAAUCCUUAGAUCUAACCCUGGAAGUACAUGCAAAGUAGGAGUUUCUGUAAAUCCAGAUGGGGUGAAUUAUUUUGAACGUUUUUAUGUAUGUUUUAAGGCAUUGAAAGAUGGAUGGAAUACAGGGUGCAGACGUGUGAUUGGCUUAGAUGGAUGUUUCCUAAAGGGACAAAUCAAAGGGGAGAUUUUGACUGCUAUUGGAAGAGAUGCUAACAACCACGUGUAUCCAAUUGCAUGGGCUGUAGUAAAUGUAGAGAACAAAGAAAAUUGGACUUGGUUUUUACAGUUGUUGGUUGAUGACUUGGGUGUUGAGGAUGGAAGGGGUCUAGUUGUUAUUUCAGAUCAACACAAGGGACUUCUAGAAUCUGUGAAAGCUAUCCUUCCACAUGUUGAACACAGGCAGUGUGCACGACACAUUUAUGCCAACUUCAGGAAGAGGCAUACAGGAAGGCCAAGGAGGGGUGGAGAAGAAGAUAAACAAAAGGCAGUUAAGCUUGUAGUGAAAAGAAAGAAGAAGAUAAAGAAGGCUAGAGAAGGAUCCUCAAACCAGGAUGGCCAAGGUGGGGUUGAAACUGCAAACGAUGCAACUGUGCAAGAAGAAAAUGGAACUGUACAGGAAACUGUACAGGAAACUGCACCCAAAAUUGUGAAUGAUGGGAAUGCUAUUUCUGAUGAAAUUGAUGUAUUGUUGCAAAAAUGUGGUUAUGAACCUCAUGAGAUUGAACAGGCUAUAGAAAACUUGGAAAUGGGUGUAGAUGCUAAUGCAGACUUAGAAGAGGAUGUUAAUGAGAUUGAAGAUAACUUGCUUGAAGAAAACUUGGAAAUGGGUGUAGAUGUUAAUGAGAUUGUGCCACCAGUGCAAGAAGUUGCUAUACAAGGUUUAGAUGCUAAUGCUUGGGUUGGUGAAGAUGAUGGGAAUAUUGACUUCAUUGAAGAUACACAAGUUGUUGGGAGGCCUAGGAAAAGGAAGAUUUCUGAGAGAAUUGUGAAAAUCAAGCUGAAGAAAGCAGUUUAUGAUAAGGAUGGAAGGGGUUCUAGUAUUAAGAAACCAGUUAAUUUGGAGUAG
Messenger RNA from Lactuca saligna, 1629 nucleotides. The record is from the annotation of a GenBank genome assembly. Lineage: Eukaryota; Viridiplantae; Streptophyta; Magnoliopsida; Asterales; Asteraceae.